Mytilus californianus (California mussel) is the source of this 3485-nucleotide messenger RNA. RefSeq lists its product as uncharacterized. Bases 1170 to 3485 code for a protein of 771 amino acids. Gene Ontology annotation, molecular function: chitin synthase activity. NCBI's taxonomy places the organism in Eukaryota, Metazoa, Mollusca, Bivalvia, Mytilida, Mytilidae. The transcript has 7 exons. Gene Ontology annotation, cellular component: cell periphery; cell septum. The record is from RefSeq and is a predicted model, not a curated record.
GACAUUAGGAGUACUUGAUUCAACUUUUUGACUUACGAACGCAUUAAUUCAUAAAGUACACAUUUAUUUAUAUACUUCAUUGGCGCUAAGUAAUUUUUAACGGAUUAUUUGGUAACGAUUUUAAAUUCACUAAAACAGGUUUUUGCUCUUUUUUUUUUUAGGAAAUGUAAUUUAAACGUGCAAUGAAAUGAGUCUUAAGUUUGUCUCAAUGACAUCGUGUAGUAGGUUCUUUAAAAAAAUUCUCUUUUUAUGCAUGUAUCUACAACACAUAUCAUGCGAAAAGUAACGGUCUAAGGAGUUGUUUUCAAAAUGACAUUUCAAAUAUGCAUUUUAUACGGUGCUUUUAUUAUAAUGAUGCGAUUUUAAUGAUUCUAACUAUGAAAACUCUUAUAAAACAGAUAAUUUUUAAUUUCAAACACUCUGAAAACGUGUUUAUACAGAAUAAAGUAAUUUCAACUUCAAACAAAAACAAAAACAUAAAACUUCUUCAGUCCUUGUGAACUUGUCAGCAAACAAUGUUACCAUUUUUAGUACAUUUGAAAUCGUGUUCAAAUAAUCCUUAAAAAAAUACUCAAAAAUGUAUAUAUAUAAAUAGUGGUUUACCUUCUUUACAAAUACUUCGAAGCGACAAUUUAACACAAGAAGAAAUUGAAGGAACCAUCUGAAAACAGUCUUAAAUUUGUAAGUAUCUGAUUAACUUUUAAUUUGUAUAUUAUUUUUACCAGACUUCAACAUAUAAAGUAUUUUAGUUAAAACAAUAUUUUAUUUUCCAAAAUUUAUGGACGGGUAAUAUCAACAAAAUACAGACUAAAGGGCAAAAAUGUCUAUCAAACGUUUUUUUUUUUUAUUCUUUUUUAUUUGUUUUGUGGUAUAAGUUGUUUAAAUUAAAAUUGAAACCCAAGCUACCUUUCAUAUCAUGUAUGUAGUGCAUCUAACGAUAACAUCAUAGGUUACAGAUUUAGAAUUAAAUUUGACAAAAAGUGUUUUUUUACUGUAUAAUUGUAUGUUUAUUUUUCAUUGUACGAUAGAUAGAUUUGAAGCUCUACUGACGCAGUCCUGAUAUUAAAAUAUAUGAAUUUAUCUAUAGAAAAUAUUGUCAACACAAAAGGAGUGUUAAAAGGCAUUUAUUAUGUUAUACCGAAGAAAAUUGUUUUAUUUCAGGAACAAAGAUGUGUAUGAAAAUCCUCGGGAGGUUUAUACUGUUCAGCCUUAUUUUUAUCCUCUUCUUCAUACACCAGGGAUCACUAGUUUUGUUGAUAAGCCAAAGGGAACUGGAGUCAACAAACGAAUGGAAAUCGGUUACUCUUUUGAUUGUACUGUUUCCAUAUGUUGCCUCGUUGUUAUCACAAAUAUGGACAUCAUCAUUUUCAACAGGAGGGAAAUGGAAGGAGUGGCCCCAUUGGGGAUCGCUUUUAUUGGGUGUGAUAUCUUCCGUUGCUGAGAGUUAUAUGUUGACUAGUUUAGUUUGGAGUUAUCUGUGGAAAAUACCAGGAUUUCUGUUAUUGGGUGUGUUACACUCAGGGAUGAUUUUUUCCUUGUUUUCAACUGGAAUGAAGAACAACACAAAAACAAGUCGGAUCAUACACACACUAUUGGUAAUAGUUUUCAUAAGCUGCAUAAUUGCUUGUUUUGUACUGCUGGUGACUACAGACAGAAUGACGGCAAAAGAAUCUGGAUUAAUAUUUUUCUUCAUGGUCACAAUAUCAAUAUUUAAUACUCUUAAAUAUCAAAUAUUUACACAUACAACAGAAAACAGAGGGACUCAGAACUCCGCUUUACUAUAUAUUAUUUUGAAGAUGCUUACUUGUGUGUUUGCUGUUUACUUUUUACAACGAAAAUCUAGCACGAAUGAAUUGGUAUCAUUAAAGUCAUUUUUCGAGACUUUGUGUUUGCCGAAUGCAAAAAAUCUUUGUCUCUGUGUUUCGAUCUUGCUGACUUCAUUUCUAUGUCAGUGUGUUAAGUAUUUCAAUGCAAGAUCUAAAGUUGCAAGAUAUAUUGUUCAUUUGCCCAUAUAUUUUUCGUCAAUUAUAAUGUCAUCUAUACUGGUAUUAACGUUUUCGUCAGUGAUAGACAUAUCGCACAUUUCAUGGGCUAGUACUAUAAGUCCAUCAUCUUCUCAAGAAAUCAAAGUUAGUGCAGACAAUAUUGCAUUGUACGGAACUGUAGCGGGACUACUUAUACUACCGGUAUUGCUGGAUAUAUUGAAUGACAGAACUAUACUGUCUAACGAGUUCAGUAUAUAUGAAGCCGUUUUAACAACACAGCAUUUAUUAAGUAGGACCUAUAAUACAAUAAAUGCAACACCAUCUAACAUAUCAGCUAACAAUAAAAGAAAUGUCAGACGAGUAUUUAUAUGUACUACAAUGUAUCAGGAAUCACAAAUAGAAAUGGACAGAUUACUUGCUAGUAUAAGAAAUGUUUCGGUUUCAAAGUUUUUGAAAAGAGAAAACGUCGUUUUAGAAUCCCACAUAUUCUUAGAUAAUGGUGCUGAUGGACAGAAUAUUAAGCAGUUUGGUCUCCAGUUACUGGGCUUAAUUGAAGAAAAUUUACUUACAGAUAGAGAUAAAGGGGUUAUGUUAUAUACACCAUACGGAAUACAGCUUUCGUGGAAGAUUGACAAUGAAAUGCCAUUAUUUGUUCACUUGAAAGAUGUAUCUAAGGUCAAUGCAAAAAAGCGUUGGAGUCAGGUAAUGUAUAUGAAGUAUGUUUUGAACUAUCGUUCGUCUAAUUUUCGGAAGUCAUCUGCAAAUGUGUCGAAAAAUUCCUCCGUGGCAAGUUUGCUUUCUGUGGAAUCAAUGGAUUUGUCUAAUGAGAAACGCAAACCCACUCAAAAUAAUUUGACAGUUCCUGACAACAAAUCCAAGUCGCUGAUCAUAGAUAAUGAAUCUGAGAUUAACAGUGUUGAAACAGAGACGACAACCGUCCCAUACAUCGAAGUAUUUAUUAGCGAUACGAGCUCAAUUGAAAAGCUUUCGGUUAAAAACGGAUUAUCAAACAGUAUAUACACCAUAACAGAUACACAACAAAUAUAUCAUGAAGAGUUUAAAUUUGAUUGUGACGAUUAUAUUCUGACAACAGAUGCAGAUAUGACCUUUGAGGAUACAAGUAUCAUGGAUGUUCUACACAAGUGUGAAUCUGACCCAAAUGUUGGGGCGGUCUGUGGUCGAACACGCCCAAAAGGUGUUCAUAUUCACCCUAUUGUUUGGCUACAGAUGUUCGACUACGCUAAAGAUUUCUGGACAAUUAAAAGUUCGCAGAACAUUAUUGGCUCAGUUAUGUGUUGUCCAGGAUGUUUUAGUAUGUAUAAACUGAAUGCUGUUAGAGAGGUUGUUGACGAAUAUUCGGGACCAGUAGAAAAAAUGGAAGAUGUUUUUACAAAAGACAGCGGUGAAGAUAGAUGGAUGUGUACGUUAUUGAUGUUGAAAGGAUGGAAAUUAAGAUAUUCAAAAAGUUAUCCUGGCAAAACCUACAAUGAGGGCCGCUAA